This is a messenger RNA of Daucus carota subsp. sativus, 1453 nucleotides long. Its product is annotated as mitochondrial phosphate carrier protein 1, mitochondrial. Gene Ontology annotation, molecular function: phosphate transmembrane transporter activity. Gene Ontology annotation, biological process: mitochondrial phosphate ion transmembrane transport. The transcript has 6 exons. Gene Ontology annotation, cellular component: mitochondrial inner membrane. The coding region runs from base 161 to 1126 and encodes 321 amino acids. NCBI's taxonomy places the organism in Eukaryota, Viridiplantae, Streptophyta, Magnoliopsida, Apiales, Apiaceae. The record is from RefSeq and is a predicted model, not a curated record.
AAAACAAAUACAUACAAGCUGUGUGUAUGUAUAUUGCACAAACGUGGAUCAAUAUGCAGCAAGCAAAUGUACACAUGAAGAACAUGUCCACAAAGCCAAACUAACAAAAGUACAAAACCCUAAACCCAAAACAAAACAAAAGUACACAUACUUACAAAUCAUGAAAGAGGCGGAGGAACACAAAUCGAAGACAAGUGUGGACGAGGAAUGGCGGAUGAGAGAGUAUUAUAGGAUAUGUACGUUGGGCGGAAUGUUAAGCGCGGGGACUACUCAUCUCCUCAUCACUCCUCUCGACGUUCUUAAAGUUAAUAUGCAGGUAAAUCCAGUGAAGUACAAUCGCAUGGGAUCAAGUCUUAGUAUACUUUGGAAAGAGCAAGGCUCUUAUGCUUUUUGUAGAGGUUGGUCCAGCAAAUUCUUUGGAUAUGGUAUUCAAGGAGGUUUAAAAUAUGGUCUCUACGAAUAUUUUAAAAGGUUUUACUCUGACGUGUUGGUGGAACAUAAUAAGAGUGUCAUAUUCUUUCUGAGUAGUGCAUCUGCACAAUUAGUUGCUGAUGUAGCUCUAUGUCCGUUCGAAGCUGUAAAAGUUUGCGUUCAAACACAGCCAACUUUCGCAAAGGGAUUGGUUGAUGGUUUUCCAAAACUCUAUGCAUCCAGAGGGAUAUCUGGAUUGUACAAAGGGCUUUUCCCACUUUGGGGUCGUAAUCUUCCAUUCUCAAUGAUAAUGUUUUCAACAUUUGAGCAUUCGGUGGAUAUGUUAUAUGGAAAUGUUAUACAAAGAAGAAAAGAGGAUUGUUCAAGGGCUCAGCAACUUGGUGUGACAUCUUUAGCAGGCUUUGUUGCUGGUGCUGUUGGUACCGUAAUAUCUAAUCCUGCAGACAAUAUAGUUUCCUCUCUUUAUAACAAAAAGGCUGAUAGCGUGCUUCAGGCUAUAAAGAACAUUGGGCUCCUUAAUUUGUUUACUAGAAGUCUUCCUGUUCGUCUCACGAUUGUAGGGCCAGUCGUGACUCUGCAAUGGUUUCUCUAUGAUAGUAUCAAAGUACUCUGCGGGCUGCCUACGAGUGGAGGGCUCAACCGUCACACAGAAGAAACUACCCAUAUCAUGAAGAAACAUCAACGGGUUGCCUGACAAUUUCUGCAGCAGAUUUCAGGAAUCCUGUAUACUGUAUAAGUAGGACUAGAACCAUAGCAAUAAAUUCUAGGCACAGGCUGAGAGAACGCCUGGUGAGAUUCUCCGUCAUUGUCUGAUCGGUAGUAUUUUUGUUUACAAUUCUUUGAUCCGAGUGAGAUUAGUAAAUUGAUUUGUAUAAUUUGUCAAAGGAGACAAUAUAUAUAGUAGAUAUAGGAUGAUCUGCCUUUUUGAGCAGCAAUGGCACUGGAUUUUUGUGGAGUGAGGUCACUCUGCAAACUUGUCUGUUGGAGAUUAUUUUUCAAUAGAAUUGCAAUUUCAGUUCAA